This is a messenger RNA of Rhinolophus ferrumequinum (greater horseshoe bat), 2363 nucleotides long. RefSeq names its product homeobox C13 (gene HOXC13). Lineage: Eukaryota; Metazoa; Chordata; Mammalia; Chiroptera; Rhinolophidae. Gene Ontology annotation, molecular function: RNA polymerase II cis-regulatory region sequence-specific DNA binding; DNA-binding transcription factor activity, RNA polymerase II-specific. The record is from RefSeq and is a predicted model, not a curated record. Gene Ontology annotation, biological process: regulation of transcription by RNA polymerase II. Bases 115 to 1101 code for a protein of 328 amino acids. The transcript is spliced from 2 exons.
AGGGGUGGGGAAGAAAAGGAGGAGGGAUGGGGGAGGGGGAAAGGGAGCGAGGUGUAUCCCUAGCUCGCUGCCUCUGGCAAGUGGAGUUUUUAAAAAGCUGGAGCAGAUCAUGUCAUGACGACUUCGCUGCUCCUGCAUCCGCGCUGGCCGGAGAGCCUUAUGUACGUCUAUGAGGACAGCGCGGCGGAGAGCGGCAGCGGCGGCGGCGGGGGAGGCGGCAGCGCGGGCGGAGCGGGGGGCGGCUGCGGCGGAGCGAGCCCUGGCAAAGCCCCGAGCAUGGACGGGCUGGGCAGCAGCUGCCCGGCCAGCCACUGCCGCGACCUGCUUCCGCACCCGGUGCUGGGCCGCCCGCCCGCUCCCCUGGGCGCCCCUCAGGGCGCGGUCUACACGGACAUCCAGGCCCCCGAGGCGGCACGCCAGUGCGCCCCGCCGCCGGCGCCCCCCACCUCGUCCAGCGCCACCCUGGGCUACGGCUACCCGUUCGGUGGCAGCUACUACGGCUGCCGCCUAUCGCACAACGUGAACCUGCAGCAAAAGCCUUGCGCCUACCACCCGGGUGAUAAGUACCCGGAGCCGUCGGGCACCUUGCCCGGCGACGACCUGUCCUCCAGGGCCAAGGAGUUCGCCUUCUAUCCCAGCUUCGCGAGCUCCUACCAGGCGAUGCCCGGCUACCUGGACGUGUCGGUGGUGCCUGGGAUCAGCGGGCACCCGGAGCCGCGUCACGACGCACUCAUCCCGGUGGAAGGCUAUCAGCACUGGGCUCUCUCCAACGGCUGGGACAGUCAGGUGUACUGCUCCAAGGAGCAGUCGCAGUCCGCCCACCUCUGGAAGUCUCCCUUUCCAGACGUGGUUCCCCUACAGCCGGAAGUCAGCAGCUACCGGCGCGGGCGCAAGAAACGGGUGCCCUACACCAAGGUGCAGCUGAAGGAGCUAGAGAAGGAGUACGCGGCCAGCAAGUUCAUUACCAAAGAGAAGCGCCGGCGCAUCUCCGCCACCACGAACCUCUCGGAGCGCCAGGUCACCAUCUGGUUCCAGAAUCGGCGGGUCAAAGAGAAGAAGGUGGUCAGCAAAUCGAAAGCGCCUCAUCUCCACUCCACCUGACCGCCCACCGGGCCGCCUUCCCCGUCUAUUUAUGUCGCCGCUUUGUACCAUAACAGAACCCACGAAGGACGCUUCGUCGGUGCAGACGAAUAUUUAACGUUAACAAGAAAGAGGAACCGCGCCGCCAGAAGGCAGAGAGGAUCAGAGGGCAAGCUCUGCCGCCCCCGACCCCCCACACCCCAUCCUCAAUCCCUUCCCCCAUCCAUAUGGGACCUGCCAGGCCUCAACAGCUUUGGAGGCGGGUCUGAGUGGGCCGUGGGAGCAAGGCUGCCGGCCCCCCCCUCCCCCUUGCCCUCACCCCUCUCCUUGCCAGAAAGCCGAGUGGCAGCAAAGAGCCGGAUCAUUCCAACCAAAACGGGGUUUGGGGACCCCGAAUGACUCCAUUCUUGCCUCCUCCUUUGCCCAGGCAGAUAGACGACCCUCCUUAGGGUGAGGCCUCGGUGCCGGACCUGGUGAGCUCAGUCUUUCCUUUCGGUUCCUCCCCCUCGUCUCUGUCCCUCCUGCACUCCUUAGUUAGGCAAGAUUUCCCAGUUAAGACUUUCUGUGCAUAUUUUAAAAGUCGCGUUAAUAUUGAUGAUAAUUACUAGGGAUCUGGCAUUGUGAUUGGAGUACGGACAGCGCAUAGGUUUUCUUUCUUUCCUAUCUGUUUCAACAAAAACCAUAGCCCCAACCUCAACCAAGAAACUGAAUUUCUCAGGAGCCCCUUUUGCCCCCACUGUCUCCUCUGUUCUGCUCUCCCAGUAAACAUGUAGAAAUCGAAGGACAAACUCAACCAUGCUUCUAAAGAUUCCUCCUCCUUCUUCUUCUUCUUCGUCUUCUCUCUCUCUAGUCCCCCCACCCCCCAGUCAGGACAGACAUAGAAAUAGAAGUUUUUUCUUUAAAAAAAGGGGCAAACUUCUCUCCCAAUGGGAUGAAGAGUGGGUCCCCCAGCAGAGUCCUUCUCCAGUUGCUUCUCCAUCACCACAAAGCAGAGAGAAGCCUUACACUUUCACUUUUAGUGAUUGCCCAGAGGAAAGCAGUUUUCUUCCAAGAGGCCAAAAUGACGGCCCCCAAGUAGCUAACAUAGGCGCUGCCUAACAUUUCCCUCCUCAAAGGCCAAGUUGGUGCUGGGGGGCCCCCUCACCUUCUCCCUUCCCACUGACACAUUACAAAACAGUGUUCUUAUGAAAUGUUCAUCAGAAAUAGGCUUUUUAAAAAUGUUGUGUAUCUGUAUAUAGUAUUGUGAUGUCUGAAUGACAAUGAAUUGAAUGCAAAAAAGGAAA